Molecule: messenger RNA, 2442 nt
Organism: Trichoplax adhaerens
Lineage: Eukaryota; Metazoa; Placozoa; Uniplacotomia; Trichoplacea; Trichoplacidae
Exons: 27
Coding region: 1-2442 (813 amino acids)
Biological process (GO): protein deubiquitination
Molecular function (GO): protein binding; zinc ion binding; cysteine-type deubiquitinase activity
Source: RefSeq, a predicted model, not a curated record
AUGGCGGUCUCACUGGAUGCUUAUCUUGAUCGUAUACGUAUACCAACUGCCAUGGAUAAAGUCUAUAAGGCUGAAUGUUGUUAUUCGUUUGAUACUCCGGUUAGCGAUGGUGGUUUGUACGUAUGCAUGUCCAAUUUUUUAUCAUUUGGAAGAAACUACGUUGAAAGAUAUUUUAAGAAAACUGGCCAUAACAUAUUUCUACAUUUAAAGAAAGUGGCCAAGCCUUUAAAUGAUGCUGAAUCUGGUGAUGAAAUUGAAAGUCCUCCUAAAAAGAAACCAAUAAGACUUGCUAUCGGUGUCGAAGGUGGUUUUGAUAUAAAUGUAAAGCAGGUGGAUUACGAAGAAAUAAAUAGUAUCGUUCUACUUCCGGAAUUUACCGUUAUUUCCUUGCCUAAUAACAAUUUGCCUGAAAAAAUUCAGUUCUGUAUCAUUGGUAUUUUAAGUGUCGAAUCAGCAUCUCUUACUAAUCAGAUUCAGUCAUGGGAUGGUGAAGAAAGAAAAACUAGCAUAUAUGCUGAAAAUUUGGUCCAACAUAGUGAUCCGAGAAGAAUACCUCCUAGCGGUUGGAAAUGCGAUGUAUGCGGCCUUGAGAAGAAUUUAUGGUUAAAUUUAACGGAUGGAAGUAUAUUAUGUGGACGUAAAUAUUUCGAUGGGAGUGGCGGUAAUGGACAUGCUGUGGAACAUUAUGAGAAAACAAAGUAUCCUUUAUGCGUUAAACUCGGAACUAUUACUGUGGAUGGAGCCGAUGUUUAUUCAUACGCCGAAGACGAUAUGGUGUUAGACCCUUAUUUAACGAAACAUUUAGAACAUUUUGGAAUCAACAUAACAUCAAUGCAGAAGACUGAGAAGACAAUGGCAGAAUUAGAAAUUGAUGCCAACAUGAAAUUACAAGAGUGGGACGUGAUUCAGGAAUCUGGACGUCAACUGCAGCCUCUUUCUGGUCCUGGUUAUACAGGGAUUAAAAAUCUCGGCAAUAGUUGUUACCUUAAUAGUGUAAUGCAAGUAGUAUUUUCCAUACCGGAUUUUCAAGCGAGGUAUUAUGAAAGAAUUAAUGAUAUAUUUGAAAAGAUCGAUCCUCAUAAUAUUCCGACUAAUUUGGAAGCACAAAUGGCGAAAUUUGGUCAUGGAUUAUUAUCAGGCUGUUACUCUAUUCCAUCCGAUACUGAUGGUAGUGAAGAACAAUAUGGGGUUACUCCUAUAAUUUUUAAAAAUUUAAUUGGUGCUGGGCAUAGUGAAUUUUCUACGGCAAUGCAACAGGAUGCAUCCGAAUAUCUGCUGCACUUAAUAAAUACCAUUGACAAGGAUGAGCAUAAAUUGAAAAGCAGCAGAAAUCCGAACGACAGCUUAAGAUUUGAGAUUGAAGAGAGAAUACAGUGCACUAAAAGUAAUAAAGUAAAGUAUACAUCGCGAACUGAAUACGUUUUAAGCUUGCCAAUUCCUCAAGAUAGUGCAACUAAUAUGCAGGAAUUCUUGGAUUAUCAGGCGAAACGAAAGGAGGCUGAAGCUCGAGGAGAAAAAAUGCAAGACAAAGAUGCUGUUCGCCCAAUAGUUCCACUUAUAUCUUGCUUCAAUGCAUUUGCUGAGCCUGAAUUAAUAUCAGAUUUUUUUAGCACAGCCUUAGGAGAGAAAUCAACUGCUUCAAAGACUGCGAAGAUAAAAUCAUUCCCAGAUUAUUUGUUUAUUCAAAUGAAGAAAUUCACUGUUGGGGAAGAUUGGGUGCCUAAAAAACUUGAUGUAAUCAUUGAUGUCGCCGACGAACUAGACUUAGCCGAAUAUAGAGGGACAGGAUUGAAAGCUACGGAAGAGCUUCUCCCAGAACCUAUUCAGGAACAAGCGGGUAAAUUUAAUCAUGACACUCAAGAGGAGCCAGCAAUUGAUGUUGGUGUUGUCAGACAAUUAAGUGAAAUGGGCUUCGCUUUUGAGGGAUGCCGAAAAGCUGUUUACUAUACAAAUAACAGUGGUGUCGAAGCAGCUAUGUCUUGGGUUAUGGAUCACAUGGGUGACCCCGACUUUGCUGAUCCCUUGGUCCUAAAAUCUAAUACUUCAAAAAAGACAACCUUUGUAGCUGAUGAAAAUGGCAUUGCAACAAUUAUAUCGAUGGGUUUUACUCAGGAACAAGCUAAUAAAGCCCUUAAAGCCACGGAUAACAGCGUUGAAAGAGCAGUUGAUUGGAUAUUUAGUCAUGUUGACGACCUCGAUAGUAUGGAUACCGACGAAAAUACUCAAGAUGAGACUGAAUCUAAGUCGAAAGUUAGAGAUGGCGGAACACGAUAUCGACUAGUUGCAUUUAUCAGCCACAUGGGUUCUAAUACAUUUUGUGGCCACUAUGUUUGCCAUAUUCUUAAAGACGGCAGGUGGGUAAUUUUCAAUGAUAGGAAAGUUGCAAUUUCCGAAGUACCACCCAAGGGACUUGCUUACCUUUACCUGUACAAAAGACUAUGA